Stegodyphus dumicola is the source of this 2557-nucleotide messenger RNA. RefSeq names its product FHF complex subunit HOOK interacting protein 2A-like. NCBI's taxonomy places the organism in Eukaryota, Metazoa, Arthropoda, Arachnida, Araneae, Eresidae. The record is from RefSeq and is a predicted model, not a curated record.
AUGGUAAUGUUUAUUUAUAGACGAUUAGAAGUAUAAAUUUGAAUAUAAAAAAUUUUGAUUCUGUCUUCUUCGCGAUGACACUCGUUAAAGGUCAGGAUAAACCCGAUCGCUUCCUGUGCAUUCCAGAUUAAUAUACUGUAGGUUUUGUUUAGGACCGAUAAGUGACACGUCUUGAGUUUCCCACCUGUGGCUACAAAGAAUAUGUUUAUACACCAGAAUUUCAAACCUUAUUGAACUCUUUUAAUUUAUGAAAGGAAUUUUUAAAUAGUGUGUUUUAAAAUGUUUAAUGAGUUUAUAUCAUUUCGUACGAUUUUUCACAUUCAUCUUAUGUUUAUUAAUGUGAAGUAAAUAUGUUUAGCCGUUUCACAAAUGCAUUGUAUAAUGCUGUGGAUGCUUUGGCACCACCUCUUCCUCUUCAGGAAGAUUUUGUUUGGCACUGGAAAUCGGUCACUAAGUUUUACACGGGAAAAAAUGCUUCAAAUAAAGUACCAAUUGAAUUGACAUCUAUUCCUGGGCAUUUAAUGGAAAUGUUAUCCAUCUUAGAGCAAGAAGAAAAAGAAGUUGAAAUGGGAAACAUUGGUCCCUGUAUGGAAUAUAUUAUGCAGCACAAACUGCUGGAUACAAUGUGUGUGUUAGGGUCUUCUGAUGUGCCACCGGGAAUGAAGAGGUACAUGUUCAUAUUUGUUACAAAAAUGUUAAAGAUUAUGCAGCAAUCUUUGACACCUCACGUUAGUGUAUAUAUACCUAUCCAGAAUUUUAUAAAACUGUGUGGCGAGGUCUUUGCUGGGCCUACUGAAAGUGAAGAGAUGAAUUUUUUGCAAUGCAUCUGUGAUAAAAUAAAAGAAAAUCCUCAUCUGGUCAAUUGUUUCCUUGCUGAUGGUGAGCCUGGAUCUCGAAGAAAUUCUAAAAUAGAAUCUACUGUUGAUAGUGAUUCUAAGAUGGAAGCAGCUGCUGUGGCUAAGGAAUAUGCUUUAAUUUCCUCUCUUCUCAAGUUGUAUGAAAGCCCAGAUAAUGACAUAUCUGUAAAAGCUAGGGAGUGCCUUAAAACACUAUGCAGUUGUGCAAAUGACAGUGCAGCAAUGACUGUGGCAAAUUUUAGUUGCCUGAGUACAGUCCUUACCUGGCAUAUUAUUUCUUUGUAUCAAAAUAUCCCCAAAACUCUAAAAAUUCAUGAUCUUGAAACUCCUAAUCUUGAAGAAGGGCAAAACAGUACUAAAAUUUUGCCAGAAAAAAGAAAAUACUUAUGUUAUUUGCAGGAACUUUCUUUUAUUGAUUCUGUAAUAGAAACAGCACAUCCUGUUAUAAGUGAUAAUUUAGCUGUUUGUUUUAGAACAGAUUUCCUUCAAGUUUAUAUAUAUCCCUGUUUAAUGGAAAGUGAUAAUGAUGAUGAUUUGCUGUUCAUAACUACGUUGAUAACAUGUUCGAUGCGAAAUAUAAUUUCUUCUAAACUGAUCAAUACUUUUGGAAUAUUUCUGCUAGGUGAAAAUAGUGACAGUUAUGAAUAUUCUGAACAGUCAAGUCCUAGUCUCAAAGAAAUUUUAAUAGAUAGAUGUCGUGAUAGUGAAAGAAAUGUAGCAUUAGCCUUGUGUAAUUUACAACUCUUUGAAGAAAUGUUGCUUAGGCCAACUCAGCAUAUUUUAAAUAAUCUAGUGUUACAAUAUUUGGAAGGCCGUAAGUAUUAUGACCAUGCUGCUGUUGAUUGUUGGCUGCAAUUUUCCGAUGAAGAUACUUGUAGCAGGUAUAGCGAUGAUUAUUCUCCUGGUUCUUCUCCAUCUGGAAAGUCACAUCUACCAACUUAUAUACAUCGAGUUAUUGAGUCUUUCUUAGCAUUAUUGCCUGAUGAUAUCAAAUCAUGUGAAUCUGAAGAAGAUUCAGGAUAUCAAGCUUAUGUCAAGGAAGCUCAUGGAAGGUUUCUGAAAUGUCUUGUAUUGUGUGCAGAUUUUCAGUGGCCAGAUGAUUUUCCUGAAAAAGAAGAUCUCCAUUUGGGUGCAGAAGAUGAUUCGAGCUCUGAAUCGCAACCUGAGGAUGAUUCGGCAAGGUGGUCUUUUUAUGAAGGUCCUUUUUUGGGCAUGAUUUUUGAUAAACUAUUACUGAUGUUAGAACAGCCUUAUGAAAUUAAUCUCCAGUUAACAUCAAUAGUCUCAAGAUUAGCUUUGUUUGCACAUCCUUUAUUACAUGAAUACCUUUUAAACCCUCUUAUAUCUUAUGCUUCUGAUGCAAGGUCACUUUUUCUAGUUUUGCUUCAAGUAUCUGAAGACAUCCAGAAAGAAGUACCAAACAUCCGAGGCUUCAAAACAAAAAUUAAACUUACCCGAACUGCUUUGCUCAGUGAUGAUAAUGAGAAUGCAACUUUUGAAGAAUCUAAUGUUCUGGAAGCAUUGAUCAUUCUGGAGGAGUUUUGCAAAGAAUUAGCAGCGAUUGCAUUUGUGAAAUAUCAUGCUGUAAGCUGAUGAUUUCAGUUGGAAACUAUAGGUUUAACAUAUAAAAUUGAUUUAGGAGUUUUCUAUCAAAUUUACUGGUAAAUUAUUUAUGCACAAUAAACAACAUGUUAAAAUUA